AUGGAGGAGCCCCGGUGGAAGAAAAUUAAGCUCUCCCUCGAGCGUCCUUACAAAGACGAUGAUGGCGAGCCUAUCCCCGUCCUGCUCGACAUCACCCCAGACGGGAAACACGUCUAUGAACCGAAGGAAGAUUCGACCGCAAAGGUCGGAGAGAAUUUGCGCAAGAUUUUUUUGGAACGCGGGCUUGACUUCUUCGACAAAAAGCCACAGGACCGUGAAAAGAUUCAGUCUGACCACAAUGCUGAGCCUGAGCAGGAGGGUGAGCAGGAGGACAAGCAUGGCCUUCAACAUCCUAUGACUCCGGAGGAGCUGUUCAAGAUGAGAAUGGAAGUGAUGCCCCAAUUACACAUUGCUCUCGGGGAGAUGUCUCAAGCACGGGAUUUACUGUCGCUACUGCUGGCCUCCACUAUGCCACUGCAGACCACAUCACAACCGCAGCUGCAGACGCCGCCAUCCUCACAAUUGCCACCCUCAGCUUUGACCGCUACUGUUGUGACUAAGCCCCCAUCGAUUCUCUCCGUUCAAGCUUUUAAUUCACAGCUCGUCGGCGGCGGAAAGGACAGGUCCCUGAGAAGGGCGGCCGACUUGUUCAAAUCCGCCGCUGAGAAUAUGGAAUCUGGCCGAAUGCGAAGUGACAGGUAUUGGGUGGACGCUCUCAAGAUUAGAAGAGGAAAUUGGGGUCUGAUACCUGCUCCACUUCCUCUCGGCUCCGCAACCGGGCAGGGUGCAGACAAGACAUCGAAGGACUUCCUCGUGUCGUUCGGCUUAGAAGAAUCGCCCUCCAUUUUGCGCCGAAGAGCCAUAGGACGAAUUCCUACCCUGGAUUCCGACCAGACCGAGCUCGAAUUUCCCCUACGUCAAUACACGCGCUUGCAGGUCGCCAUCUCCGCCGUAGACGCGGACGGCUUUCGACGCAUGGCUCACAACACCGUGCCGCAAUUUGACGAGUCCACGCUUGAGGGUUCACUGCGAGCUGCGCAAGCAGAAAUUGUCGAGCAGGAGAUUUUCUCGGUACUAAUCAGGGAGGCUAGCAGCUUGCAAACAGCCUCAGCACAGGUAUCCGAGCGGCUGAUUGUGAUCGAAGCCGCCCAAGGGAUAGAACUACGGUUUGAAUUGGUUGAUGACCACCAAGCGCAAAAAGGCAGCAGCAGCAGCAGCGAGUCGGCAAAAUGCGAUCUAAUUUACGCAUCCCUUCACGUUCUUCUGCUUCGUGCGCAUGCUGUGCUCAAAGCCGAACGCUUGAAGCGCACCGGUGUCUCUCGGGUACCGGGGGUGCAGCAUCCGUUCCAGCCGCCCCCCAUAUUGCAACCGGUGAUCGACAUGCUGCAAUACCAGGUAUUCUGUGAUCACAUAUACGCGGAGAUUGACAGAAAGGUACGUGCAUUGCAACACGCGGGGGUACCAACGAGGCAGCACUUCGAGGCGGUCGGCGGCAGUGGAGAAGAAUUCCUAAAGCACUUUAGUGAGAAUAAACCAAGGCCGAUUGGCGGAGAGGCCCUGAUUCGCAUAGAUGAUUGGCAAGUCGUGCAUACGCUCCGGUUUACGUUUGUGUCUCCAUCUAUCCUCGUUGCACAUCUACCUCAGGCGACGCUGGGCAUUGCGUCAAUACCGCAGCUAUCUCAGCUUCUCGCGGACGAAGUAGGAGGAUGCAUCCUUAAAAGGAUAUGUGAUAUCGGCACAGAACGUUGCGCCGGCGUUGACGGGACAUGGUUCGUGGACCUGUUAACCGGACGUAGCGUAGGGAGAUGGGAAGGUUGCGUGCUGUAA
Laetiporus sulphureus 93-53 is the source of this 1767-nucleotide messenger RNA. RefSeq lists its product as uncharacterized. Gene Ontology annotation, cellular component: core mediator complex; mediator complex. Gene Ontology annotation, molecular function: transcription coregulator activity. The coding region runs from base 1 to 1767 and encodes 588 amino acids. The transcript has 6 exons. Gene Ontology annotation, biological process: regulation of transcription by RNA polymerase II. The record is from RefSeq and is a predicted model, not a curated record. Lineage: Eukaryota; Fungi; Basidiomycota; Agaricomycetes; Polyporales; Laetiporaceae.